Messenger RNA from Porites evermanni, 6388 nucleotides. Lineage: Eukaryota; Metazoa; Cnidaria; Anthozoa; Scleractinia; Poritidae. The record is from the annotation of a GenBank genome assembly.
UUUUCAAGUUAGCAGCGGAAGUUUGAAAAUAGCAACGUGAUAUCACUCUGUCGUGCUCCAUGCUUGUUUCAGCAACUUAUCAGGAGUAAAACGCUCCUAGAAGGGGGAAAAUAGCCUUUGCUAUAAGCAGUGACUUCAUACGUGACUUGGAUCAUCCACACAACGUAGCAGAAGGUUGCAGGGACUUCCAAAUUUGUUUACUAAGCACAAAGCUAACAACUGGAUUUCUUUAGUAGAGUAUACGUCGGUUUUAUGCUACGUUGUUAUAAACAGAACUUUCCGCUUUCUCUUUUUGACUGAUCUGAUUUAAGAGUGCCUACUCGAUAAGAAUUUGCCCUUCCACAAUGUUGAGUGCGCAACAACACGAGUCAGGGAUGAUGAAGAUGAUGGACGAGCGAUUCGAUUUGCAAAGUUACAAUUCACAGUCGUCAUCUUACAGCUCAUUUUUGAGUGAUCAAGAACCUGGAAGCCACACUGGCGAUAGUUUUAACGGCUUUGAUCAUCAAGAAGCCCAUAGAAUAAACAACGCGGACAAAAGAGAUAUGUUAGAUUACGAACAUGAAUUUGAUAGCGUGGAGAAGAGACUAAAGACUUUCACAAGGUGGCCGCUUGACAGUCCUGUAGAUCCACGUGAUCUAGCGGCGGCAGGAUUCUAUUCUUCGGAGUUUGCUCUGGACGAUCUAGUUGUGUGCUUCAAAUGUGAUCUGCAUCUAAAGCAAUGGAAACCUGGGGAUGAUCCCUGGAAAGAGCACAAACAACGUAAUCCAGAUUGCCCUUUUAUUCGCGAAUGGGAAACUGAAAAUGGUAUUUCAGUAAUCGAUGGCCCAAUUGCACCCUCUUCUAAAUAUCAAAACCUUCCAAGAUAUCAACAUUUGAAUCAUCAAGAAGAACCCCAGUACGGUGAUACAAUAUCAUCAUCUUAUCUUGAUCGUAACGGAGUGCCAUACUCUGAGAGGCCACCAUAUUUUACAGCAGGGGAGUAUAGUUACCCAGAGCAACCUUAUUACCCAGCUAGGGAGCGAGACUUUCUUCGAAGUAAUUCUAACCAGUUUCAACUCCCCGAGCAACAGAGAGAAGGCACUGAAACUAAUAGUCAUUUUUUCGUGCGACAAGGAUCUAGCCAGGUACACAUACUUGGAUCAGGAGUAAAAGUCUAUCAGCUUGACCCUAAAGAUAAAUUAGUUAUUCAUUCUGGAAGCCAAGGCAACCACUUGCAACAGAUUGGAUCAGUGAGGUACCCAGAAGUAAAUCGAUUCCCCUCCAACUUUGGAACAAGUUUUACAGUUCCAAGGGAGCAUAUUCAGCACAGGGUACCAAGAACAGAGGAGCAGACAUCCGGCAGAUAUUAUCCACCUGGAUCAUCAGUUUCUACGAGCAAGAGCGAGCAGUUUGAAAACCAGACUGGAUAUGAGUACUCCAUUGAAGAAAGCUUUCAUGAAGGAAAACAAACUGCUGGGUUUCAGAGAAGUGUCAGCCACAGCAUUGCCCUGCCUCAAGAAGAAAAUGCAAAGUAUGCACUGCAGCGGGAUAGAAGCCAGAGUGAGGGACAACUAAGAUAUAUGAAUACCAUGUAUAAGACAAGUGCACCAAACCAACCACCAUUUUCUCAAAACAUAUCUGGACAGACACCGUACAAACUGCACAGAGCAGAGCAAACAAUUCCUAACGAGGAAGAAUUGAUACAGGAAAAUUGUUCUCGACAGUAUCCUGAGGCAAGGGAAACUGGUCCUCACCGACCCCCUGUGGAGACCAACAAUUGGCAAUCUUCCCAUGGUCCCACUGGUCAAGGAUCAAAACGACCCACCCUAUUUGUUGCCCGUCCUGUAGUGGAUCCAAGCCUGCAGCCCAGACAACAGCCGUUGAUAAGGCAUGAGGAUGCGCGCCAUAUUUCAUCGCCUGCUGACCUUGCAAGCGAGCAUCAUCGUCUCACCACAUUUGUUGAUUGGCCCCAUGACCAUCCAAUCAGACCUUUGGACUUGGCGGCAGCUGGGUUUUACUACCUGGGAAGAGAUGAUUGUGUCAAAUGCUACAGGUGUGGUGUAGGUUUGAAUAACUGGGAGCCCACAGACACCCCAUGGGGCGAGCAUCAAAAGCAUAAUCCUGCAUGUCCACUUGUCUUGGAGUAUUUUUCUGGCCGAUUGUCUCUACGUGAACACCCUGCCCCCAGGCAAAACACAACAACUGAAGAUCGUUUUACAACUCCCCAAGAGUCAUUCCAGUAUCGACAUCCCCGACACAGCCAUGAUCUUCAGGAUCGACAGGUAGUAAUAAUAGUAACAACUACUAUUUCAAAGACGAGCUAUUUUUAGUCUUCCAAGUAGACUAGUCACAUAAAAUGGUCCCUGAAUUUGAAUGAUAAUCCUUACACAUCCAAAGCCUCAUUUAUUUGAAAAACUCCUUUGUUUUCUGAAAUUAAUUCAGGGCCCAAGGUGUGUAAUUAUUGCCAUUCUGAUACUGGGGCCAUUUAUGCAAAAUUUAAUGGUCUGUGAAAUAAAAUCAGUUCUUGUCUUUUAACACCCAGGAAAACUACCGUAAUCAGCCCAUCAAAAUGUUCAGCUUGAAGUAGCGACGAAGAUUGAUUAUUAAGUCACAAGAUAAAGACAUAAAAAAAGUUAGAAAAAAAUAGAGCUUUACUUUACAAUUGGCCAUUUCAGAGUUGCGUAGGGAACUGUGGCAAGUUUCAAAGUUAAACUAAUCGAUAAACUGACACCACCAUAUAAAAGGUCAUGUUGAGAUUGGUUAUUUGACCAAGUUUGAGUGCUCUAAGGUUGAACAGGGAUCAAUCUCUUGAAACAUGGUUAAAGAUCCAUACAAACGUCUGUAAUUUUGUGACAGCAUCCCCCAAAACCAUAUAAACUCUUUAAAUAUUUUUCAGUUUUUCUGUUAAACUUUAAAAUUUGUCAUGUAUCUACUACUUGGAAGGAACUAAUUUGAAAACCACUAUGUUUGCCCAUUUUCAGGAAUAUCACAGAAAUCGUGAAAAACAUAAAGAGUUUAUAUGGUUUUGGCAAAACGUAGGAAAAAAUAGACACCAAAAAAUUUAAGAAAAAUUCAAAACCCAAAACGUUCAAAGCAGGAAAUAAUGUACUUUAUGCUAGCGUUAAUGUAUAUACCACCAAAUUACUAAUUGAGGAUUCUUCAGCCCCCGAAAUGAUCCCGACCUCGAAAUGAUCCCAAACCCUAAAAUGAUCACCAAAUCAACACUGAAAUGACACCAACCCCAAAAUGAUCCCCAUUUCUCUUCACGUCGACCCCGAAUUGAUCCCAAAUUAAUUCUUGGAAUGGAAUGAUAUCCUAGAACUAUGGAUCGAUUAAAAUACACAACAUUAACUUAAGUUUCACUAAUAAUCUUUACUUGCCCACAUUCUUUAAUGACAUUAAUUUGGGAUUACACUUUGAAUUGGAUUGAACGAAAAUUUUAUUUAAUACACAAAGUCUACUAUAUUUUUAGUAACACCAUGAACUGCAACUGACAACAUCAAGAAACAUAACACUUUUUAUUAUUAUUACUUGGGUGAUUAUAGCUCGGGUUGUAGAGAAAACUGCAUGGGUGUUUAAAACACCAUUUUUAAAAUUCAGUAUCCAAGGCAUGCAGUUUACAUCAUUUUUAGAAUUUUUGACUGCAUGCCUUGAAUACUGAAUUUUAAAAGUGGUGUUUUAACACCUUUUAAAAUUUUAAAAUGUUGUUGAAGAUGCAAAAGUAGACAUAAAGGCGAGUAGAUGACAAAAGCGCUAAAAAAUCCCAUAAACCGUAGUGAAAUGUUAAAUGCGAUUCAAGAACGUAAACGCUGCAACAGACUUGUAAUAAUUCCGUGAUGGAAUACCAUUCCUUUCCGAGAAUUAAGUUGGGGCUCAUUUCGUUUUUGGGAUCAUUUCGGGGGCUGUACAGGACACUAUUCUUACGUCUUCUAUCGCGGGAGACUGGACCGCCAUUUUAUGUUAUCAUCCGAGCCACGCGAAGGUGUAGUCGUUUGUUGGGAAAGUACUUUCAUUUCUCAGUUAUUUUAAGACUCUGAAUAAUUGGUUCGGUCCUGGGAAUCGAACCCACGACCUCCCGCUCUGCAGUCAAGCGCUCUACCGACUGAGCUAGUCCUGUCAUGGGAAUACUAAACUCCUUGAAUAAACUUAUCACCCUCAGGUGCCAAUCAGGAGUGGUGAUUUACCUGUUCAUGCCACUUGGGGUAGAUCAGAGUCCUACCCACCUGCUGCGGUUUCUAGAGUUGUGAGGCAACAGAAUCAGCAACACCCGUACUGGACUACGCAGCCUAUGACCACCUCACAAGAGGAGGGUUAUAUGACCAGCAGACGCCAGUCGGGUUCAAGCAACAGCGAAUCUGGUUCAACCCAGAAACAGCGAUCUUGUUCUCCCAGAGGCAGCGCUGCACUGGAAUUUGACAUGGAAAAACUCGCCGAGAUGGGUUUCACGCAACAGCAAGUAAACGAUGCAAUCGAAGAACGAUUAGAAGCGACUGGCUCAACGUUUCCGACCUACACGGAGCUUGUUUCUGCUCUUUUGGAGAAACAAGCUCAGCAACAGCUAAGCCUUCAGACGUGUUCGCAAACAACGCAGCAGAGAUGCGAACCUGCGUCUCCUCCUCCUCCCCGUCUAGCUAUCCCCACAGAUAUCACAAGUUCCCUUUCGAGGGAUAACCACUUCUUCCCGGAGAGGAAUUGUGUUAGUGCCGUGACGUCACCGACCACUACAGCUCCCGACGUAAACAGUCUACGCCGAUCUUUCAGUACACCGGCGCGGAGUCCUUCCGAAUCAGGCGAAGAAUCACUCGAGGAAAAACUGGAAAGAAUGCAGGAGGAACGCCUGUGUAAGAUUUGUAUGGACGCCGAGGUAAGCAUGGUGUUUCGUCCUUGCGGUCAUUUGACUUGCUGCGUGGAUUGUGCUAGCGGGGUAGAGUUAUGCCCCAUGUGUCGAGCGCCUAUACGGGAGAAGUUUCGUACCUAUUUGUCUUGAACACGGUCAUCGCCGCGCAUUCAAGUCCUGUGGCUCCACCAGUCCCACCAGUCCAUUGCUAUAAUAUGAAGAUCACCGGUUCUGGGCUUGGUCAACACUCUUCCGUCACCAGGUCACGUUCGUGUCCAACAUCGGGCAGGGUGAGUCGGUAAUUUUUACCCACUGUUGUGAGAUUUAAACUUUUCUCAAAGGAACAGUAACUGUUGUCACCUCUGAGCCAGCCGUUCCUGAACUAACAAGCUGCGUAUUACUUCUAUUCUUAAUUAUAUUAUUAAGCUCUGUGAAGAAUUCUAGCAGGUCUUUUUUCUCUGUAGUUGGAUGGACAUAAGAUAUUUAUUCCCUUAGUUACACAUAUACACCCAAAAGUUAAAUUAUGACGAAAUGGGUAUUCUUAAGCUGAAAUAAAACUUUUUGUUCCGACUGGGAACGAACUCUUGUCGAAAGAAGUAGAGUGUAGAUGAUCCCAUUUGCUAGUUUUGACAGUUUUUCGUGCCAUAUUCGGCGUGAAGUAGCUGUUUUGUUAAAUGAAGUAGAAACGUAUCGGAAACUGUAGAGUUCGUCUUACAACAAAAUGUAGAAAUAGUUUGACACUUUUGAAGGAUCGCUGAAACGUAAGGGCUUUUACAGAAGAAACGGUAGUUCCUGUUAGGGUGAUAAAAAGGUGGUCACUGGUUAUAUAUAUGGUGAUUUCAAUUAGCGUAAACUGCCCCUAUGCGAUUACAAGCCCCCUUCCAGAUAUAAACCCCCCUCCAAAUUUAUUGAAAUAAAUUCGAUUCAUUAUGACGUUUUGAAGCUUAAUUAAAAACCAUUAAAUGCAACAGGUAUUUUGAUUAGCACUGCUAUUACUCGUUUCGAAGGGCUUUUUCUAUUCCGUUUUUAAGCUCUCUCGGAUACAAGCCACUCCGUUUGUAAGCCGUCUUAAAACCCCUUAUGAAGGUGCAUAAGCCGAGCGCUUUUAAGCGGCAGUUUACGGUAAUUUAUUCUAGAUACUUCUCUUGCGAUUUCACUGUUCUUAUAAAGGUUGAAAGAUCCUUAUAUACAAACUUCAAAAUAACAAGAUAACAAGUUGAUAGAUUAUACUGAUAGAACACUCAUACACCUACCGUGAAAGAGGGUGUGACUUUCAAAUUAUUUCGCUACAACAUCCUCUCGUUAUCUUGCAGAAUUGCUGAAACAUACUCAAAAGUCAAAUAUGUUAUUGUCUAGUAAGGUUAAAACGGUAAUUAUAGUUCAUAGUCUUAAGAAAUAAAACUAAUGUUUUCAAAUAUACAGCAAGUAGACAGAAAGUACAAAUGCUAUUAUUUUACUACAGCAGUUUAUGAUUUCGCAAAUUAGCAAAUAGCUUGCGUGCAGACCUCUCCUAUUUCCUUCAUUGCUUGUGGAAGUCUAUGAAAAUAUAUAGGAGAUAUAUUAGCAACGGAC